Messenger RNA from Carlito syrichta (Philippine tarsier), 2182 nucleotides. RefSeq names its product solute carrier family 41 member 3 (gene SLC41A3). Gene Ontology annotation, molecular function: monoatomic cation transmembrane transporter activity. Lineage: Eukaryota; Metazoa; Chordata; Mammalia; Primates; Tarsiidae. Gene Ontology annotation, cellular component: plasma membrane. Gene Ontology annotation, biological process: monoatomic cation transport. The record is from RefSeq and is a predicted model, not a curated record.
CCAGGCACUCAGCUGUGCCCAGAUGGAUGGGACAGAGACCCGACAGCGGAGGCCAGACGGCUGUGGCAGGCCAGGGAAGCUGCGGCCACCACACUCCCUCAGCACAGAAGAACUCACUGUAGCUUCAGAAGGUGGACCUCUGAGCAUUUCUGACAGCCAAAGAGUGACCCCCAAACCACUGGAGACUGAACCCAGCAGGGAAACUGCCUUGUCGAUUGGUCUUCAGGUGACUGUGCCCUUCAUGUUUGCAGGCCUGGGGCUGUCCUGGGCUGGUGUGCUUCUGCACUAUUUCCAGGGCAAGAAGCUGCGAGGUUUCCGCUGUGAGCUCACUCGGUCCCCCCACGGGGUCUUCCCUGAGUCUUUCCUCACUGUCGCAUGCCAGGUCGUGGUGCCCAUUCUGAUUUCUGGCUUGGGCAUGAUGACGGCUGGCCUGGUGAUGAACACUGUCCAACACUGGCCCGUGUUUAUGGAAGUUAAAGACCUUUUGAUGUUGGUGCCGCCCCUAGUGGGCCUCAAGGGCAACCUGGAAAUGACACUGGCGUCAAGACUCUCUACAGCUGCCAACACUGGACAAAUUGAUGACCCUCAGGAGCAGCACAGAGUCAUCAGCAGCAACCUCGCCCUCAUUCAGGUGCAGGCCACUGUCGUGGGGCUCCUGGCUGCAGUGGCCACUCUGCUGUUGGGUGCAGUGUCUCUGGAGGAGCUGGAUGUGGCCAAGGUGAAGUUGCUGUGUGCCAGCAGUGUCCUCACUGCCUUCCUUGCGGCCUUUGCCCUGGGGAUGCUAAUGGUCUGUAUAGUGAUGGGCGCUCGAAAACUCGGGGUCAACCCGGACAACAUUGCCACACCUAUUGCAGCCAGCCUGGGAGACCUCAUCACACUGUCCAUUUUGGCUUUGGUUAGCAGCUUCUUUUAUAAACACAAAGACAGUCCAUAUCUGACAACGCUGGUCUGCAUUGGCUUCAUGGCUCUGACCCCACUGUGGGUCCUCAUUGCCAAACAGAGUCCACCCAUCACGAAGAUCCUGAAGUUCGGCUGGUUCCCAAUCAUCCUAGCCAUGGUCAUCAGCAGUUUUGGAGGGCUCAUCCUGAGCAAAACCAGUUCUAAACAGCAAUACCAAGGCAUGGCCGUGUUCACCCCUGUCAUAUGUGGUGUUGGUGGCAAUCUGGUAGCCAUCCAGACUAGCCGGAUCUCCACCUACCUGCACACCUGGAGCACGCCUGGGGUCCUUCCCCAAUGGAUGAGAAAAUUCUGGCCCAACCCAUGUUCCACUUUCUGUACCUCAGAAAUAAAUUCUGUGUCAGCUCGAGUCCUGCUCAUUCUGGUAAUUCCAGGCCAUCUGAUUUUCUUCUGUGUCAUCUACCUGGUGGAAGGUCAAUCAGUCACAAACAGCAAGACCUUUGUGGUGCUCUAUCUGCUAGCGGGCCUGAUCCAGGUGACAAUCCUGUUGUACCUGGCAGAAGUGAUGGUUCGGCUGACGUGGCACCAGGCCCUGGAUCCGGACAACCACUGUAUCCCCUACCUCACAGGGCUGGGGGACCUGCUAGGGACUGGCCUCCUGGCACUCUGCUCUGCUGACCGGUUCCUGAGGAGUGCAGCAGAGCUAGAUGGCAUCUCAGAACUGGCAUCCUGUCUUCCCUAACUGGGUCCAGCUGGCUCCGGUUGUUCAGUGGAAUUUCCUCUCAUACCAACAGGGUACAGAAUGUAGUUUCUCUUUUGUCAGGUCUCUGGGACGGUUGACCAUCUGCCUCUGCAGUAGCCUUUUGUCAGUCUGCUAAGGAGGUCACACAUGCCUUUACUGUGGAGCUGGUGCAUCACCCCAUGGUGAAGCCCUGAGAUCAGGAGCAUGGCAAUUGAAUUUGUGAAUAUGGGUGUCCAGGUGCUGAAUAAAUGUGUGAGCAUGCACACAUGUGGGUGUUCUGGCCUGAGAAGCUAAGGAAGAGGCAUACCCGGUGUGCUUUGCAGAAUGUGUUUGCUCUAUUCUGUGCCCAGGCACCCCAGAUUGGGGUAGAGCAGAGGGAGCUUCUUUCUAUUCCCAAGCCUCGGGACUCUUGAGCUGUGACUUAACUGCCACCGGAUUCGAGCUCAGUGGGCCACUCUGCUGCUGUGCCUGGAGAAUGUGUACAACCUCCCCAGAAUGGGGCUUGCACACCCCUUUAUCUACUCCUAGCAUUUAAUCUUGUCA